UGGGCUUCCAAGGCCCCGGGGCGCUGCGGGUUGUAUUGGCUGGAUACCGGAGGGCGGAAGUGCAGUAGGGCUCUGCUCCGACCUCCGCGGCGGUGCCUUCUGCGGCUGCGCGGGCUCUCGGGACUCCAGGCUCGCGCGGCUCUGCGGGACAGUGUGUCAAGCCCCCUGCGCCGGCGCCCUACUAGAGCCCGGGAUCCGAGCGUCCUCACCCGUGCGGGAAGCCGGAGAAGGAGCUGGCGUUUCUGUUUGGCUUUGGGUGAAAAAAGAAUUUAGCCUAUAUGCACUGCUUUAACCACUGGAAGAAUGACAGAUGACAAAGAUGUGCUUCGAGAUGUCUGGUUUGGACGAAUUCCAACUUGCUUCACCCUGUAUCAGGAUGAGAUAACUGAACGGGAGGCGGAACCAUAUUAUUUGCUUUUGCCAAGAGUAAGUUAUUUGACGUUGGUAACUGACAAAGUGAAAAAGCACUUUCAGAAGGUUAUGAGACAAGAAGACAUUAGUGAGAUAUGGUUUGAAUAUGAAGGCACACCACUGAAAUGGCAUUAUCCAAUUGGUUUGCUGUUUGAUCUACUUGCAUCAAGUUCAGCUCUUCCUUGGAACAUCAUAGUACAUUUUAAGAGUUUUCCAGAAAAGGACCUUCUGCACUGUCCAUCUAAGGAUGCAAUUGAAGCUCAUUUUAUGUCUUGUGUGAAGGAAGCUGAUGCAUUAAAGCAUAAAAGUCAAGUAAUCAAUGAAAUGCAGAAGAAAGAUCAUAAACAGCUAUGGAUGGGAUUACAAAAUGAUAGAUUUGACCAGUUUUGGGCCAUCAACCGGAAACUCAUGGAAUAUCCCGCAGAAGAAAAUGGAUUUCGUUAUAUCCCUUUUAGAAUAUAUCAGACAACAACCGAACGACCUUUCAUUCAGAAGCUUUUUCGUCCUGUGGCUGCAGAUGGACAGUUGCAUACACUAGGCGAUCUCCUCAAAGAAGUUUGUCCUUCUGCAGUUGCUCCUGAAGAUGGAGAGAAAAAGAAUCAGGUGAUGAUUCAUGGAAUUGAGCCAAUGUUGGAAACACCUCUGCAGUGGCUGAGUGAACAUCUGAGCUACCCGGAUAAUUUUCUUCAUAUUAGUAUCAUCCCGCAGCCGACAGACUGAAGAUCAACUCUCUGCCUGAGCGGAAUCACCCCUAAACAGGAUUUACCAGAGCAUGUCACCCUUCUGCUUCAAUCAGGUGUGGUGGAGGCAAGCUGACCAGAAACACUACUGCAAGCCAAACAGGAAGAUGAUUCCCUGUCAGAUAAGGGCACUUGGGCUGGUCUUACUCUGCAUCACCACUGCUUUCCUCCACUGCCGUCAUUAAACCUCAGCUGCGACAUGAAAGACUUCACAGGACCACUGCAAGUCUUUCUGUUUUCUUGUAAAAUAUAAUGAAGCCGAAACCUUUGGCCUAAGAAGAAAAUGGAAAUAUGUGCCACUCGAUUUGUAUUUCUGAUUAACAAAUAAACAGGGGUAUUUCCUAAGGUGACCAUGAUUGAACUUGAGCUCGAGGGAGUGGAAACAUUGGUUUAAUUUUCUAGAGAAUUAGACUUAAGAAAGUAAAAGAGAAAUUCUGUUAUCAAUAACUUGCAGUAAUUUUUUGUAAAAGAUCCAAUUACAGUAAACCCAUCUUUCCUUAAUGAAAAUUUCGUAUGUUUACAGUCUGUCUAUUGGUAUGCAAACAAUCUUGUAACUUUGAUAAUGAACAGUGAGAGAUUUUUAAAUAAAGCCUCUAAAUAUGUUUUGUCAUUUAAUAACAUACGAUUUUGUCACUUUUCCAGUACUUUCUGACUCACGUACAGUAGUAGAUCACUGUUUUUACUCCGUUGCCAUUCAGGUGGGUCGUCAUUGACAUGGAAUAGUUGGAGGACGUAGGAUAACUUGUCUCAGGAGCCAUCGUCGAAUUUCUUGCUGCCGAUUUUUUAAAUCUAUGUUCUUUACAUGCUAAAUGUUAUCCUUUAUCUUUGCUGUUUUAUCACUGUAAGCCUGUCAAAUCAUAGUAUGCUAACCAUCCAUAUAAGAUAAUUCUGCUCUUCUGGAAAAAACCCAGUCCUUUCCAAGCUGGUGUUUUUCAUUGGCUUCUGGUGUAAUAUUUCACUGUGGCCCCUGGCAGCCGGUCUUUGAAGUCUAAAGAUUACCAAUCUCCUGACUGUAGUAGCUUUUCCUCAACUUUACCAAAAAUAUUCAGAAGUUCCUGGAGUUCUUAUUCAGUGUAAGGAAAUUUUUGCUGCACUUUAUUACCACGCUGCUGGGAUUCAACCAGCCGAACAUAUUUGUGCAUCGCACUGUUUCUUGUGAGCUUGCUGUCCACAUGGACUGUCGGCCCAUUUGAAUAUGCUAAAAGAUGUAGUAGUAUCUGAUAAUGGUUUUAGAUACCAUAAUAAACAUGAAUGUUUUUCUUAUAAAAAGUGUACGAAUGUUCAAGCGUGAGCCAGCUAGUGCUCACUGCUUCCUUUUUCCUUUUGUGAUUUCCAUUGAUUAAUAAUAGUGCAUUUAUUCACAGAACGAGAUAAAGUUAGGCAAAGAGCAGAUAUUCUGGAAUGGAAUGAAUAAACCUCAAUCGAAAAGAAAAACAAGGUACCCAUGUGAGAAAAUUUGACAUUGGCAAAUGUCAAUAAAAUGGAAAGUGCCAUUUUAGUAAAGGCAAAAAAAAAUAAUAAUAAUAAUAACAAUAUUUGAGUUACUUAAGGACAAAAAACCCACUGACUUGUAUUUUUUCAAAAGAGGUUGAUCUGAAUAUGAUUGUUCACAUUAAAAGUGUUUAUUCGUCUAUUCAGUUUGGGGGUUUUCCCCCUUGAUGUUUUGACAGACUGAAGUGAGCUUCAGUGAACAAAAAGGAUCAAAAUGCCAGGGAGUGCUAAGCUGUGAAGAAGAAAGCGUGGUAAGAACGGUAAGCCAUAGUAGUUUUCCACAGACAAGACUAGUUUGAGGUUUCCGCAGCGGGCUCAAGCGAGCUGCUGAUCUUUACUUCCAGAUUUGAGAGUAAAUUUUAUUCAAGCCAUUUCCCGUUGUUACUUGUUCAUUAUUACACCAGCAUCAUAACUGUAUUACUCUGCUCUCUUCCCAGGUAAGUCAAGCCCCAAUCCCCAGAGGAAGAAUAAACACAGAAAUUAGUACGGGCUUAAAUAAUCUAUUUUUGUUUCUUUUUAUUUGAAUAUUUAAAUUUUAUGGUUUAUUAAAAAAUUAAAUAAAAUUUUGUGUCUGUCAUUAUUUCCAGGAGUUGGAAAUGAAAUUUAUAUAAAGCCAGUUACCUAUUGGGGAAUUGAUUUAACUUUCCUUAGUCUCAUGCUUGUCUAAAAUUUUCUCAA
This is a messenger RNA of Lontra canadensis (Northern American river otter), 3320 nucleotides long. It is a transcript of the gene ATG5, whose product is annotated as autophagy related 5. Gene Ontology annotation, cellular component: phagophore assembly site membrane; cytoplasm; Atg12-Atg5-Atg16 complex. The record is from RefSeq and is a predicted model, not a curated record. Gene Ontology annotation, biological process: C-terminal protein lipidation; autophagy of mitochondrion; nucleophagy. Lineage: Eukaryota; Metazoa; Chordata; Mammalia; Carnivora; Mustelidae. Bases 304 to 1131 code for a protein of 275 amino acids. The transcript is spliced from 8 exons.